CCUCAGCCAGCCCUCCCAGUCCAUCAACAGAACCAACCACCUUCAAACAGCAGCCUCCAGCAUCACUUCAGGACCUUAGCAGGAAUACUGGCCUUUUUUUUUUCUACACAAAUGAGCUCAGGACUACAGAUUCUCCCCUGCCUGAUCCUAAUCCUCCUUGUCUGGAACCAAGUGCCAGGGCUCCAGGGUCAAGAAUUCCGAUUUGGACCUUGCCGUGUGGAAGGGGUGGUUCUCUCAGAACUGUGGGAGGCCUUCUGGACUGUGAAGAACACUAUGCAAACUCAGGAUGACAUCACAAGUGUCCGUCUGUUGAAGCCACAGGUCCUGCAGAAUGUCUCGGAUGCUGAGAGCUGUUACCUUGUCCACAGUCUGCUGAACUUCUACUUGAACACCGUUUUCAAAAACUACCACAGCAGAAUAGCCAAAUUCAAGAACUUGAAGUCAUUCUCCACCUUGGCCAACAACUUUAUUGUUAUCGUGUCAAAACUGCAGCCCAGUAGGGACAGUGACAUGGCUUCUAUUAGUCAGAGUGCACAUCAGCGGUUUUUGGUGUUCCGAAGAGCAUUCAAACAGAUGGACACAGAAACAGCCUUGGUGAAAGCCUUUGGGGAAGUGGACAUCCUCCUGUCCUGGAUACAAAAAUUCUACCAGCUCUGA
Messenger RNA from Psammomys obesus (fat sand rat), 657 nucleotides. It is a transcript of the gene Il24, whose product is annotated as interleukin 24. NCBI's taxonomy places the organism in Eukaryota, Metazoa, Chordata, Mammalia, Rodentia, Muridae. The record is from RefSeq and is a predicted model, not a curated record. The coding region runs from base 112 to 657 and encodes 181 amino acids. The transcript has 7 exons.